AUGGCUGACUCUGAUCUCCUCGCCGCCUGGCGAAAGUACUCGGCCUCACAGGACCAUGCAGACCAAGUUCUCCAUGACCAGCUUCUUGCCGCCCAGCUCCAGGCAGGCCAUGGCGCUCCGCCACCGCCGCGGCCCCAGCCGGGAAUGCAGCACGUCCAGCCCAUGAGAGACCACUCCAAUAUCGAUCCCUCUAUCUCGGGUGGCCCCCCCACGGCCGGCAUGAUCCCUGCGCCCCCGCAACCGCCCCAGUCCCAGCAGUCGGCUCAGUCCCCAGAUCAGAUGAUGCAGGACCAGGGCUCCGAGACGCGUAAGAUGUAUGGAAAGCGCGAACUGUCGACAUCGAAACGCGCUGCCCAGAAUCGUGCGGCUCAGCGAGCUUUUCGUCAGCGGAAGGAAGGAUACAUUCGCAAACUGGAAGAGCAGGUGAAGGAAUACGAAAUCAUGUCUGAGAACUACAAAGCGCUCCAGGCCGAAAACUAUCAGCUUCGCGAAUACAUCAUUGGCCUCCAGUCUCGCUUGAUCGAUACUCAGAGCGAUGUCCCGGAACUGCCCGCAAACAUUGACCUGACGCAAACCCGCCCAGACCCCUCUGUCACGGCGGCACAGGCCGCUGCAGUUGCCGUAGGCCAGGCCGCCGGCCAGCCCGAGCAACUUAACGCGCUAAACCGCAUCGCCGUGGCAGGCCUGGGCGUACGAAAGCACCAGCACGAAGAAGCUGCCUUUUUAGGCAACACCAAUUUUGCGAAGAGACUCCGUAGUGAAAUGGUUGGCGAUGAAUCGGGCGACCCGUCAGGAGUCGGUAAGAUUGAAGGUGCCCCGCUCCCGAGUUUGCCUUCUUAG
Molecule: messenger RNA, 840 nt
Organism: Ophidiomyces ophidiicola
Lineage: Eukaryota; Fungi; Ascomycota; Eurotiomycetes; Onygenales; Onygenaceae
Exons: 3
Coding region: 1-840 (279 amino acids)
Cellular component (GO): RNA polymerase II transcription regulator complex
Molecular function (GO): transcription cis-regulatory region binding; DNA-binding transcription activator activity, RNA polymerase II-specific
Source: RefSeq, a predicted model, not a curated record